AUGCAAAGCCAGGAGGCAUCCGCGGUGCGGGGAGGGAUCCUCGCACACGCUCCCGGACUUGGAAAAACUGUAACUGCUCUGACUCACAUAUACUUAGCCCCGAAUCUUUUGCCCCCGGGCAAAAAGUCGUACCGACCAAUAUUGAUCUGUUGUCCAGCUAGUGUAGUGGGACAGUGGGCCGACGAAGUGUGGAACCGGUUUGGCGGAGUCUUCAAUGUGAUCAUCUUCCACGGCUUCAAGACAAUGAAAAGGGGACCAAUGCGUAAAGCCCAUAUCGUUGAAACGAUUAGUGAUCUUCGCAAGAAACUGGAAGGACUA
Aspergillus neoniger CBS 115656 is the source of this 318-nucleotide messenger RNA. RefSeq lists its product as uncharacterized. The annotation marks the transcript as partial. NCBI's taxonomy places the organism in Eukaryota, Fungi, Ascomycota, Eurotiomycetes, Eurotiales, Aspergillaceae. The record is from RefSeq and is a predicted model, not a curated record. Gene Ontology annotation, molecular function: ATP-dependent chromatin remodeler activity; ATP binding. The transcript has a single exon.